AUGGGCUGCCCAGCACAACAGACACCAGAACCUUCCUCUGCCCGCUCCUUUGCCCCAUCACGAGGACAUUGUGCUCACCCGAGCUGUAAAAACCAGCACCUAAAGAGGCGCCCAGCACCCUCUCCUGCUCGUCUGCCACAUGAUCUACUCGCCCCACUGCCUCUUGCGCACGCCCAGCAAGAUGGCACCUCGCCAAGCAUCUCACCCAUCGGCACGCCUAGCGACAGGACCAGCAACGCCUCGCUUGGCGUCGCCUCCACAAUGGCAACCUCGGCUGGGGCCGUCUGCCCCUCGGAUCUAGCCUCGCCUAGACCUCCUCCACUUGGGCGCUUAUGCCUUUGGACUCCAUCUCGACUUCGACACCUCUUUAAGCAACUUGCUCAGCGUCAAUUUCUCCCCCCUUUCCAAUACAGUUCACUUGAGUUUUCCCAGUAA
This is a messenger RNA of Ilex paraguariensis (yerba mate), 435 nucleotides long. Lineage: Eukaryota; Viridiplantae; Streptophyta; Magnoliopsida; Aquifoliales; Aquifoliaceae. The record is from the annotation of a GenBank genome assembly.